This is a messenger RNA of Callorhinchus milii (elephant shark), 1587 nucleotides long. Its product is annotated as tigger transposable element-derived protein 4-like. The transcript has a single exon. Gene Ontology annotation, molecular function: DNA binding. NCBI's taxonomy places the organism in Eukaryota, Metazoa, Chordata, Chondrichthyes, Chimaeriformes, Callorhinchidae. Gene Ontology annotation, cellular component: nucleus. The coding region runs from base 1 to 1587 and encodes 528 amino acids. The record is from RefSeq and is a predicted model, not a curated record.
AUGAGCAAACUCACUGUUAAUAAGAAGAUCUGCAAGACACUUUCAAUUAGAACAAAGGCAAAUGCUAUCAGCGAAGUGCUCAAUGGGGAAAGUAAAGCCGUGGUUGCGAAAAAGUUUAAUGUUCCAAGAACAACCCUCUAUUCGUGGCUGGAGAAUAAGGACAAGAUUCUCGGUGCUAUCAAUGCAGAUACGUUCAACGUGAAUCGAAAACGAAUGCGGACGUCCACUCACAGUGAUAUUGAGAACUGCUUAUUGGCCUGGCUUCGUCAGGCAAGAGCUCAAAGCAUUCCAGUAAGUGGUGCAAUUCUUACAGAAAAAGCAAAUCAAUUUGCAGCGCAGUUAGGCGAGGCAAAGUUUGAGUGCACGAAUGGCUGGUUGGAGCGCUUUAAGUCAAGACAUGGAGUUAGUUUGCGAAGAAGCCAAAUCAGCUCCGCAAUUAAAAUUGACAAGUGGAAAACUACAACACUGGCUGCGAUUCUUUCAGAAUACGAGCCACGGGAUAUUUAUAAUGCAGGCGAAACUGGUUUAUUUUGGCAGUUACUACCAAACAGAACUUUGGCUUUCAAGAGAGAAAAAUGUUCGAGUGGGAAGCAAAGUAAGCAGCGAUUUACCGUUCUACUGGCUGCUAACAGUGAUGGAUCUGAUAAAAGAAAACUGUUGAUUAUUGGGACAUCUGCAAAACCUCAUUGUUUUAAUGGGAUACAAGUCAAUCGCUUACCCGUCCAGUAUAUGGCAAACACGAAGGCAUGGAUGGUAAGCACUAUCUUCGAGCAAUACAUUCGCGCCUUUGACCGUGACAUGGUUGGCCAGAAGAGGAAGGUUGUCCUUAUUGUUAACAGUUGCUCUGCCCACCCACGUAUCAGUGGCCUCAAGGCUGUGCGUCUACAGUUUCUGCCACCAAACAAAAUGUCACGCACUCAGCCCCUGGAGGGUGGCAUCAUUAGGAGUUUCAAAGUUCAUUACCGUCAUGAUCUGGCUAUGCGUAUACUCGUGGCAUCCGAUGGCGGGAAGACGUUCAAACCGGAUGUACUGACGUCAAUCAUUAUGAUGAAAAAAGCCUGGGAUUUGGUGGAACAAGAGACCAUUGCAAAUUGCUUCCGGCACUGCAGUUUCACUCGUGAUCAGCCAGCUGCUGAUGAUAAGAGUGUUUUGGGGUUUGAAUCAGAGGAAUCUAGCCAUUUCAGCACCACCAUUGAACAGUUACGUAUUAUCGGCUUGUGGCCAAAAAAUGUCUCCAAGGAUGAUUUCAUCGACGUGGACGCUGCAGUCAGUGUAUCGGAAUUGACUGCUGAGAGUGACAUUAUUGCCACACAAUCAAAGAGUGGUAAGCCAGAUCAAGAAGAUGAGGCCGAUGAAGAAGAAAAUGACGACACCGAUAUUCCACACCCCCCGAUUAAACUAGCAGCCGGCAUUGCAGCAGUUGACACGCUGCAGUUACUUCUGGCUCAACAGGGCAUCGAUGAUGCUCCAUAUAAACUUAGCCGCCUUUCUGCGGUACUUGCUGGUCUGGUUUCCUCUCAGGCGCGACAAAAGAAUAUCAUGGAGUAUUUUUCCCAAGUAAAUUUAGAUCAGUACAGCAACUUGUGA